This is a messenger RNA of Liolophura sinensis, 4122 nucleotides long. Its product is annotated as ribosome quality control complex subunit NEMF-like. Gene Ontology annotation, biological process: rescue of stalled cytosolic ribosome; ribosome-associated ubiquitin-dependent protein catabolic process. The record is from RefSeq and is a predicted model, not a curated record. Gene Ontology annotation, cellular component: RQC complex. The transcript is spliced from 34 exons. Gene Ontology annotation, molecular function: tRNA binding; ribosomal large subunit binding. The coding region runs from base 80 to 3274 and encodes 1064 amino acids. Lineage: Eukaryota; Metazoa; Mollusca; Polyplacophora; Chitonida; Chitonidae.
UGAAGAUGUGAUGGUUUAAAUGAAAUGAAGUGAUACUUUUGUUCUUUUGUCAUAUAAAAGUACAAGAAAACCUUAAAAUAUGAAGACGAGGUUCAGCGCUAUAGACAUUAAGGCCAUUGUCAAGGAACUACAAAGAUUCCUUGGAAUGCGAGUUGCCAAUGUGUAUGACAUUGAUAGUAAAACUUACAUGGUCAGGCUGGCAAAGCCUGAUCAGAAGGCUGUGGUGCUGAUUGAGUCUGGCAUUAGACUUCACAGCACUGAGUUUGACUGGCCAAAGAACCCAGCUCCCUCGGCUUUUUCUAUGAAGCUGAGAAAGCAUCUGCGUGGGCGUAGGCUGGAGUUAAUUCAGCAGCUGGGCGUGGAUCGGAUUGUGGACCUUCAGUUUGGCUCUGGUGAAGCGGCCUAUCAUCUGAUAGUAGAGCUCUAUGACAGGGGUAACCUGGUGUUGACAGACUCGGAGUAUACAAUACUGAAUAUACUCCGUGCCAGGACAGAUGACAGUAAGGAUGUCAAGUUUGCAGUUCGAGAGACAUACCCCAUCCACACCACAAAACAGUUUGAGUCACUUACAGAGGAGAGACUGAGACAGAUUUUAUUAUCUGCUAAGGAUGGAGAUCCCCUCAAGAAGGUGCUCAUGCCACAGUUAGAAUUUGGUCCUGCUCUGCUGGACCAUUGUUUACGGGAAGGCGGUUUUGUCGAUUUAGUGAAAAUGGGAAAAUCGUUCGACAUAGAAACAGACUUUGAGAAGUUGUUUACAUGUCUGUCACAAGGAGAAACUCUACUCAACAACAUUUCACAACCUUCCUCAUCAUCAAAAGGUUAUAUUAUCCAGAAAUGUGAAAAAAGGCCAAAUGUGGCUGAGGGGGAAUCAGGAGAAUUAUUAACGUAUGACGAAUUUCAUCCAUACCUGUAUAAGCAACAUGCAGAAAAACACUACAAGGAAUUUGAAAGUUUUGAUAAGGCAGUGGAUGAAUACUUCUCAAAACUGGAAGGCCAGAGACUGGAUAUGAAAGCCCUUCAGCAGGAAAAAUCUGCUCUGAAAAAGCUGGAAAAUGUUCGUAAAGAUCACGAAAAGAGAUUGGAUCAGUUACAAAAAGAACAGGAAGUUGAUUUCUUGAAAGGCCAGUUGGUUGAGAUGAAUUUAGAAAUGGUAGACCGUGCAAUUCUGAUUGUGCGGAGUGCACUGGCCAAUCAGAUUGACUGGACAGAGAUCCACGAGUUAGUGAAGGAGGCACAGUUACAGGGCGACCCUGUGGCCGGGGCUAUCAAAUCCCUCAAGCUGGACACCAAUCACAUGACCAUGCUUCUCAGCGAUCCAUACACAGGUAGUGACAUGGAAGAUGAAGACACAGUUCGACCAAUGAGAGUGGAUAUUGACCUUAGUCUGAGUGCAUAUGCUAAUUCUAGAAAAUAUUUUGAUAAAAAGAAACAAGCUGCCAAAAAGGAGCAGAAAACAGUUGAUGCCUCAACUAAGGCCUUUAAAUCAGCUGAGAAGAAAACAAAACAGACGUUGAAAGACAUGGCCACUGCUGUGUCUAUCAACAAGACAAGGAAGACCUAUUGGUUUGAGAAGUUUUUGUGGUUUAUCAGCUCGGAAAAUUUCCUUGUAAUUGGUGGGCGUGAUCAGCAACAAAAUGAGCUAAUCGUCAAGCGAUACCUCAGAUCAGGAGAUGUGUAUGUUCACGCAGACCUCCAUGGAGCCAGUUCUGUUAUUGUCAAAAAUAACACAGGUGACCCUAUUCCCCCUAAGACACUUAAUGAAGCUGGCACAAUGGCUAUUUGUAACAGCGCAGCCUGGGAUGCCAAGGUUGUGACCAGUGCCUGGUGGGUCUAUCCUGACCAGGUGUCCAAGACUGCCCCCACAGGGGAGUACCUGACCACGGGUAGCUUCAUGAUCAGAGGCAAGAAGAAUUACCUUCCACCGUCCUAUCUUGUAUAUGGUUUUGGUUUCCUGUUUAAGCUUGAUGAAGGUAGUGUUUUCCGUCAUUUGGGAGAACGAAAAGUGAAAACAGUUGAAGAAGAUGCCAUGUCGGUUGCUGACUCCUUACAAAGCGAGGUUACCGUAGAAACUAACAGUGGGCAUGAAAGUGAGGCUGAGGAGGAUUCUGGGGAAAGUGAGACUGAGGGAGACAACCUUGCUGCAGCUGCUGAUGAACUGUCAGGGGAAGUGAAGAGUGAAGAUGAAAGUGAUGGUGAAAACCUUUUCCCAGACACAAACAUCAGUUUACAACAUGUAGAAGGGGACAAGUUUUCUCUCCAGCCGCGACUCAGCAGUUCCCUAUCCGUCACUGAAGAGGAGAAGGUGGAAGGAACAGAGGAUACAGAGACAGACGGACAGCCUGGAGAACAGCCUAAAAAACAAGGGGCAAAACUCUCAGCAAAACAAAGGCGGCAGCUGAAAAAAGCUAAGAAAUCAAGAGGUCAUGUAAAUGACAAGGGUGACGAAGAUGAAGAUGCAGUGUCAUGGCUGAAAACACAGUCGGAAGAUCAAGAACAGGCCACUGAAGUUUCAACCACAGAGGAGAGUCCGCAACCAGAAGCACCUAAACCACAGCAAGCACCAAUCAAGAGGGGACAAAAGAGUAAGUUGAAAAAGAUGAAGGAGAAGUAUGCAGAUCAAGAUGAAGAGGAGAGACAGUUACGCAUGGAGAUUUUGGCUUCUGGUGGAGCGCAGAAAGAGGACAAGAGAAAGAAAAAGAAAGGCAAGAAUAAAGCACCUCCUGAAAAGGUCAAAGUUCAAAAUGUGCAACAACAACAGAAGGUCAAACAGCACUUGUUGUUGCAACAGCAGGCUGAACUUGCCAGACAACAACAGGCUUCAUUGUCAGGUGUUACAGAGGAGUUCGCCAGAGACCAAAACACACUAGAAACUCUAUCUUCUGUAAAGCCGAGUCAGAUUGUCAAACACGAAGAGGAUUCUGAGUCAGAGGAUGAGCAGACUGGGAAGGAAGAAGACAAAUCCCAGGCAGAUGACACUCACAUCCUGAACCUCUUGACUGGAAUACCUGUCCCAGAGGAUGAGAUUCUCUUUGCUAUACCAGUGUGUGCCCCUUACCAGGCGAUAAACUCUUACAAGUACAAAGUCAAGCUGCUGCCUGGAUCAACAAAGAAGGGCAAAGCUACCAAAACUGCCAUGAAUAUGUUUAUGCAUGAGAAAGGGGCAACUGCGAGAGAAAAAGAUGUCCUGCGUAUUAUGAAGGAUGUGGACAUGUCGAGGAAUAUCCCCGGGAAGGUGAAAGUUUCUGCUCCAAAUCUCCACAAACAGCGUAAAUAACACUUUAAAGUUGUCCUGUUUAUAUUUUGUACAAACAUUGUAUAUACUUGACUGAAAUUGUAUACAUAUUGUUAGCAUUAUGUGAUUACAAACUGAUGUUAAAUGUUUCAUUGAUAUUUAUCAGUUCAUCCAGUGAUCUUGGUAGUGGGAUGUGGAUGUGAUUGGUGCAAUGCUAACCUGUGAGACAGGAUCAGCUGUGUAAUUCUAUCGUAUAAGCAACCUACACAUGGUUGUGGGUCCCCUUGGGCUCUUCCCCUUAUCCCCCCCCUCCCCCACCUCCCUUCAUACUAACUAGUUCCCCCCCCCCCCGCCCAAUCUCCUCUCAUACUAACUAGUUUAUAUAACAAUUAAACGAUACAAACCUUCCAUAUCUCCUACUUUCUGGGAGAUUUUCUGGAAGAAUCAUAACAAGGUUUUGUGUCAGAACUAGUCACUUGUGCUUCUAAAAAUCAAUCAGGCUCCGCAAGCAGAUGGUCGUUGACCAAUAAGGUUCACAGGUCAAUUCAAGUAUUUGUUAGUUGGACUGCAGAUUUGCAUUCAGAGAUUUCUGCUGAUUAUACUUGUCGAAGUGUGCAGGUUUUAACUAGGACACGUGACCUGUGAAAGUGUAUAAUGUCAAAUAAAGUAUCUUUGAAAUAUGUCUCUUCCAAGGGUGUUCUUCUAAUAGACUGCUUAUAGACUUAAUGUAGCUAAUGUCGACCUUGUACAAGCUUAUGUUCAGAAUACAUGUGGCUGUACAGUGUUAAUGUGAAGGCAUACGUGAGUAUUGCAUUCACAUCUGGAAUUAUAUAAGACAGUAAUUACCUUGUUUUGUACUAAAUAAAUUAUAAUGUAUGUUCAUCAUUUGA